This is a messenger RNA of Solanum pennellii, 1952 nucleotides long. Its product is annotated as ethylene-responsive transcription factor CRF4. The record is from RefSeq and is a predicted model, not a curated record. Gene Ontology annotation, biological process: regulation of DNA-templated transcription. The coding region runs from base 443 to 1642 and encodes 399 amino acids. NCBI's taxonomy places the organism in Eukaryota, Viridiplantae, Streptophyta, Magnoliopsida, Solanales, Solanaceae. Gene Ontology annotation, molecular function: DNA binding; DNA-binding transcription factor activity. The transcript has a single exon.
UCUAAAAUCCCCACACUCAUGUUUCUCUCUCUUAAUCAGCAUCUCACUGUUUUUCACCAUUCAAAAAAGACUAUAAACAUCAUCACCUUAUUCAACCAUUUGGAUUCAUUAGUGUGUUUUUUUCUGUUACUUUCUCUAUUUUUGUAGUUCGAUUUCUUUUUUUUAAUCCUCUCAGGCUUUGUUGUUCUCCGUGUGGGACUGACUGUGGGUGUGCUUCUCCUUUUAUAAUCUCAUCUUUUGAUGUUUUUGGGUCUUUUUUUUUGUCAGUGAAUCAUCGUGUUUUAAGCUUCUCUUUGACGGUUCCAUUGCUCGUUCUCAUCUAUUAAGUGUGCUACUUUUUGUGGUCUCACUCUCAAAGCAAUCCAUCUUUUAUCUUCCUUUCUUUUUUUUCGUCUUUUUAAUCAGGCUUAGCAUUGAAAAAUAACCAAUCCAGAUUUAUUCGAUGGAUUAUCAUUCACUGUGUCCGAUCAAAUACACUGAACAUCGGAAUGUUAUUAGAAAAGUUACUAAACCAUCUUUGGUGAAAUCAAAAAAAUUCUCAGAAGCUACAAAAUCCUCUCAGUUCAAUCCCUCUGUUCCAAGGACUGUUCGAAUUUCUGUCACAGACCCAGACGCAACCGAUUCUUCCAGCGAUGAAGAAGACCUGCUUUUUGGACGGCGACGGGUGAAAAAAUACAUCAAUGAAAUCAGUAUUGAAACUGCCGUCAAGUGUGAAGUUAGCAGUGGAAAUGGCAAAACGGUGAAUAAAAGAGCACCAGAGCCUCUUCAGACUAAGCAGAAGCCAAUGAAAGUUCAGCCUCCUCAAUCGGCUGGUGCUGCUAGGAAGUUCCGCGGUGUGCGUCAACGGCCGUGGGGUAAAUGGGCGGCUGAGAUCAGGGACCCAGCUCGCCGUGUUCGGCUUUGGUUGGGAACUUACGAUACUGCUGAAGAAGCUGCUAUGGUUUAUGACAACGCUGCUAUUAAGCUCCGUGGUCCCGAUGCUUUAACAAACUUCAGCACUCCUGCCAAGGCCGAGCCAGAACCAGAACCAGAGCCAGAGCCGGAAAUCAGUGUUCUGUCUCACUCCGGUUAUGAAUCCGGGAAUGAAUCCCGUAACAUCCCCUCUCCAACUUCUGUUUUACGGUGUACAAUGAGCCAAUCAGAAAGCGGGUCCGGCCAGGUUCAUGUUUCGGAAGAAUGUCCUUCGGUUCAAGGAUCGAUGGAAUGUGAGCAAACGGUUCAAGAGAUUGAACCGUUUGUUCAAUGUGCUGCUGAACCGCUGAUUCCAUCAGCGAUUCAGCAGGACGUUGAGGAAUGUCAGGGCGAGACCAGCAUGAUUCCUGAUUACUCAAGCGAUUACUUGCCAACAGAUAUCCCAUUCUUAAAUGAUUUUUUCAAUUUCGAUGGUUCAGCAGCUGAACAAACGUUACUUGAGGACUCAACUAUGACAUCAGUAACAUCAACAACAACAACAACAACACCAAACGAAUUUGGCGAUUUGUGCAACGAUUCAUUGGAUUUUGGGAAUGAUUUCUUGUUUAACGAUGCUGAUUUCGCUGAAUUCGGCAAUUUUGAUGAUUUGGGUGAUUUAGGAAUGGAUGAUUUUUCUCAAGACAACAGUGUUGUUGAUUAUUCCAGUGUUGAUUCUCUGUUGGCAAUUUGAAUUUCAUUUCAAACACUGUCUCCCGGCUUGCUACUCUUUAGUGGCAAAUUUUGUCUACCGGCGACAGCAACAAAUCGGCUAGAGUUUUAUUUAUUUAUUUAUUUAUUAUUAGUAUUAUUAGUAUAUUAGGAUUAGUAUAAUUUAUUUGUUUUAGAAUCUCCGUGAAAGUGAAUGAAGUGAAGAGUGGAGUUUAUUAUAGAAAACUAUUUUUAUUUUUUUUUAGAAUAAGUAGAGAUGGCCUUGGAAAGAGUUGUAUAAAGAACUCUACACAGACUUUAAAUGAAAAUCUUAUAAUCUUUACUGAAAUUCA